This is a messenger RNA of Plectropomus leopardus (leopard coralgrouper), 772 nucleotides long. RefSeq names its product fibronectin type III domain containing 5a (gene fndc5a). Gene Ontology annotation, cellular component: extracellular region; plasma membrane. The record is from RefSeq and is a predicted model, not a curated record. NCBI's taxonomy places the organism in Eukaryota, Metazoa, Chordata, Actinopteri, Perciformes, Serranidae. Gene Ontology annotation, molecular function: protein binding.
AUGGAGAGAUUUUCCCUGCUCGUCCUCAGCUGUCUCUGCGUCUCUCGAGUCACAGCGGAUAGCUUGUCGCCUCCUGUCAAUGUGACCAUCAAAGCGGUGAAAGCAAACUCUGCUGUGGUGACAUGGGACAUCCCCGAGGGAGACCCCGUUAUUGGCUUUGCCAUCACACAGCAGAAGAAAGACGUGCGCAUGCUGCGAUUCAUCCAGGAGGUCAACACCACCACACGUUCCUGUGCAUUAUGGGACUUGGAGGAAGAGACAGACUACAUUGUGCAUGUCCAGUCCAUCAGCAUGUCUGGGACAAGCCCGCUGAGCGAACCCCUGCGCUUCCGAACGCCCAAGGAGGCCGAGACUCAGGCCUCUAAGAGUAAAGACGAAGUGACGAUGGAAGAAGUGGGCCAGACCACCCAGCUUAGGGCGGGGGAGCUCAUCAUCAUCGUGGUGGUACUUAUCAUGUGGGCAGGUGUCAUCGCUCUCUUCUGCCGCCAGUACGACAUCAUCAAAGACAACGAGCCCAACAACAACAAGGACAAAGCCAAAAACUCCUCCGAAUGCAGCACUCCUGAACAUCCGACAGGGGGGCUGUUGCGCAGUAAGUUCCCCAAGAACAACAACAACAACAAUAGGAUGCCAUCUGUCAACAUCAUUGAGGUGUGACUGCCAGGACGUCUCCUCUUUAUCCAAAAAACUUUGUGUUCUCACAAACAAGCGGGGCCCCUUUUAAGCCCAUCUGCUUGUCAAGAUGAGGCCGGGACUGUGGGCCCCACCCUCG